CAGCUGGGAAAGGAAGAAAGGAGACGAGGGAGCAAAAGGACGCCGAGGAGAGGCUGUGGUCACGGAGAGGUGGACGCGACUGCUGGGCACAGACCUCCCUGCACUCAGGAAGGCCGAGAUCAUCGGGCUACUGCCUGGGCUUGUUGAUGAGGCAACCGGACUGAGAGGAGCAUGGGGCACCGGCCAGUUGCCCUGGGGGAGAGGAGACGCCAGCGGCAACGACCGCGGUUGGUCCCAGAGCCUGGGACUGAUCGGACAUGGCUGGUCCCACUCUGGCUAUGCUUGUGCGCCGCAGGGGGCUGCUCAGGACAGGUGUACAAUCUCAGCCUGGCAGUGGACGAAGGGCUACCCGCAGAUACUCUCGUGGGGGACAUCAGCGCAGGUCUGCCUCCAGGUGAGGCACACCCGGGUGGCUUCUUCCUAUCCGAGGGAAGUGGCGAGUCAGCAGUGCUGGCGGAUUUCCACGUGCACACAGACACCGGCAUUAUUCGCACCGCGCGGCUGCUGGACCGAGAGCGCCGGGCGCACUACAGCUUCGUGGCGGCCACGCUGCGCGGGGAGAUGGUGCAGGUGGAGAUCACCGUCACCGAUGUGAAUGACCACGCACCCCGCUUCCCGCGCGAGUGGGUGCGCCUCAACAUCUCCGAGCUCAGUCCCCCCGGCAGCGCCUUCCGCCUGCCGGCAGCCCGAGAUCCGGACGCGGGCAGUUUUGGCACGCAGGGCUACUCCUUGCUGCCGGGCGACCAGGACGGGGAUCAGGAAGAAGGUCCGUUUUUCCAGCUGCGCUACGCGACUCCCCCAGACACCCUGGACCUGCUCUUGCUGCGACGGCUGGAUCGAGAGAGGGCGGACACGCACCGGCUGCUGGUGGAGGCAUGGGACGGCGGCAGCCCUCGGCGGAGCGGCCGCCUCCAGGUAGAGGUCCACGUGCUGGACGAGAACGACAAUGCGCCCGCCUUCGGGCAAAGCGAGUACCGCGCCCGCGUGCGAGAGGACGCGCCAGCGGGCAGCUUGGUGUGCCGCCUCUCGGCCACCGACCCGGAUCUGGGCACCAACGGCGAGGUGCGCUACAGCCUUAGCCGCCGCCAGGGCGACCCUUCGGCCGCCGCCUCCUUCGAGGUGGACGAGCGCACGGGGCUGCUGCGCCUCCUCCGGCCGCUGGACCGUGAGGCUCGCGCGCUUCACCGCCUGACCGUGGAGGCCCGCGACAGCGGCGCCCAGCCCGAAGUGGCCACCGCCUUGGUCGCCGUCGAGGUGGUCGACGUGAACGACAACGCGCCGGCCAUCCACCUGCUCUACCUCACCGAAGCCGGCGCCAGCGUCUCCGAGGGGGCCGGGCGCGGAGACUACGUGGCCCGCGUGUCCGUCUCGGACCCGGACGAGGAGGAGGGCGGCGGCGGCGUGGCGCUCAGCCUGCAGGGCGGCGACGGCGUCUUCUCGCUGCGGCCCUCUGGCGGCGACAGCAGCGGCGUCUAUUUCCUCUGCGUAGAGGGGCCCCUGGACAGAGAGCAGCGCGACGUCUACGAGCUCCGCCUGGUGGCCGUCGACUCGGGCGCGCCGCCCCUUUCUUCGCAGCGGGCGCUGCAGGUCCGCGUGGCCGACCUCAACGACCAGGCGCCCGCCUUCGCACAGCCUCGCUACCGGGCCGCCGUCUCGGAAGCCGCCUCGCCUGGCACCGUCGUGCUCCGCCUCAGCGCAUCGGAUGCCGACGAGCCCGGCUCCCCCAACGCUGAGCUGCGCUACGCCUUCGCCCCCCGCCAGCAGCACAGCGCGCUUCUCCACCUCGACCCGCUCAGCGGCGUCCUCAGCACCCAGGCAGGGCUGGACCACGAGCGGGAAGCAGUGCUGGAGGUGCUGGUGCUGGCUGCGGACUUGGGGGAGCCGCCCCUGUCGGCCUCGUGCCUGGUGAGCGUCAGCGUGGAGGAUGCCAACGACAACGAGCCUGUCUUCGAGCACCAGGUGUACAACGCCAGCUUGGCCGAGCACUCCAAGGCCGGCCACUGCCUGCUGCAGGUCAAGGCAACGGACAGAGAUUCAGGCCAUUAUGGACUUAUUGAGUAUUUUCUUUAUGAUGGAUUUCAUAACUAUGAAAAAUCAAAAGCUUUCCAGAUAGACUCAAGCACUGGACACCUAUGUGUGUCUCAGGACAUUGACCAUGAAGAGGACCCCUCGACAUAUGAUCUCUUAGUGAAAGCAACAGAUGGGGGUGGGCUAAGUGCCCAGGCUUUUGUUCGCAUUGAGAUAGAAGACAUUAAUGACAAUCACCCUGUCUUUAGCCCAGUGACUUACACAACAAGCAUCAGCAGUCAUACACAACCAGGCACAGAAAUCAUCAAUGUUGUAGCUACAGACAAGGAUUCUGGGAUAUAUGGAGUUGUGACUUACGAAUUGGUACCAGGGGACAUCUCAUCACUGUUCACCGUGGACACAUCUACAGGAAUUAUUUAUCUAAUAUCAGCUCUUAGUAACUUGGAACAUUUUAGUGUGCUGUUGACUGUUUCUGCCCGGGAUGGCGGUGGUCUUUGUUCUGUUGUCAAUGCAGUUGUGACAGUAAGGAUCCUGCAGACCUCUGUGGCUCCGGCUGUAUUUGAGAGAUCACGUUAUGCUUUUUCCAUCCCUGAAGAUGUCCCCGAAGGCAGUGCUGUUGGAACAGUGAAAGCAAGGGAGCCUUUGAAUUUCUUAGAAACUAUUUCUUAUAGAAUUUCUUCUGGUGAUCCCUUUGGAAGAUUCUCUAUUGACCCUCAGUAUGGCAUAAUCUACACGAAAAAACAGCUUGACCAUGAAAUCCAUUGUCAUAUAGUUCUUACAGUACAGUCACAACUGGGAAACUCCCCUGUCUACAGCAGUGCCCAAGUCAACAUAACAGUAAUUGACAUUAAUGACAACCCUCCGGUGUUUGCAGUGGAAUCUGAUCAGAUAAAUAUAUCACAAAGCACAAUACCUGGCACAGCUCUUUACAUUGCCCAUGCAGAAGACAAAGACAGUGGGCUAAAUGGAGCAAUCCGAUACACCAUUGGAAGCAAUGAAUCAAGUGUGUUUAACAUUGAUCCAGUCCUUGGGGUGCUUUAUCUUGCCAGGACUCUGGCUGGUGAUGAGCAGCAUGAACACACAGUACACAUCACAGCAGAAGAUCAUGGAAGUCCUCCUCUGAAUUCUCUUCUGAUCCUGACAGUGAGAAUUGAUGAGAAAAAGGGACGCCCCACCUUGACUUUUGAAAAUUUGGUGUAUCAGGUGGAAGUUAGUGAGACAUCUCCCAUUAAUGCGAGAAUUCUGCAAAUCCAAGCCUGGAAGCUAGAUACACAACAUACCCCUGGGGAGGUUGUGUACUUCCUAGAACAUAACAUAGAUUCUACUUCAUUUAGAAUUGAUCCAGAAACAGGCGAGAUUUUCCUGAGGAACCCUUUAGAUUAUGAACUUAUGCAAACACAUAGUUUCAGAGCUUUUGGUACGAUCCAAAUGGAUAAGUCAGGGCAAAAUGCAAGUACAUUAGUGAUUGUUAAUGUGAUUGACGAAAAUGACAAUUCUCCUGCAUUCAUGUGUGAUGCCUAUUUUUUUGACAUUGAGGAAAGUUCAUUGCCCCAAGGAGUAGUUGGCACAGUCACUGCAGUUGACGGCGACUCUGGGAGAAAUGGGCAGCUCUCCUAUUUCCUCUUAUCUGAUGGGAAAUAUUUCAAAAUCAAUUCCAAUACAGGUGAAAUUAUUAAUUGGGUUGCUUUGGACCAUGAACAGCAAGCUCACCACCAACUAUUCAUUCUAGUGACUGAUCAUGGUGCCCCGCGACACAAUGCCACAGUUACUGCCUAUAUCUCAGUCACUGACAUCAAUGAUAACCACCCAUCCUUCCCCCAACUUCCUUCAGGAGCAGAGCUGCACAUCAAGGUUUUGGAAGGGCAACCUGCAAGAACACUUAUUGCCAGUCUCUAUGCCAAAGACCUUGAUUCUGGAAACAAUGGGAUGGUGUUGUAUUCCUUGUCAUCAGGGGAAAGUUUAGGUCAUUUUCAGAUUGACAGGAACAGUGGUGAAUUAAGAACCACAGAAGCACUUUUAUAUAGUUGGUGUUCAAGUUACAGAAUGGUAAUCACUGCAGCUGACCAGGGAAUCCCUCCACUUCAAGGACAAACAGUCAUCAACAUUGAGGUAAUCCCGCUUCCCACAGGGAGAUCUCUCUCUUCCCAAAACAUCAGACAUUUUGUCAUACCAGAAAAUUUUAGGCCUGCACAAGUACUGGGUUCUGUAAGACUGUCUGGUCAGCAUCCGUAUACCAACAGAAAACAGCAUUUUAGUAUAUCUGAAGAAGACUCUGAUGUUCCAUUUGAAAUCGACCGUUUCAGUGGCAAUCUCUUUCUUUCCAAAGAACUUGAUUAUGAAACAACAUCUCACUACUUUUUUAGAGUUAUGGUAAUUGAUUAUCUGAAUAGUCCUCCACAGAAUAAUACUGUUUUUCUCACUAUUGGUGUCGAAGAUCAAAAUGACCACUCACCUUCUUUCCAGAAUGACUUUGUUGUAAUCGGAAUUGAGGAAAAUGUGCCCAUUGGCACUUUGGUGUAUACAUUUAAUGCAAGAGAUGACGAUGGAAGUUUUCUAAACAGCAAUCUGCAGUACUCUAUACACAGAAACGACUUCACUGAAAAUCCAUUUCUCAUUCAUCCUUCACAUGGUAGCUUGAUCACAGCGGCUCCCCUUGACCGAGAAAUGACUCAGUCUGUUGUCCUGAGAGUAGUAGCAGCAGACCAGGCUGUAAAUGUGACUGAUCGCAAGCAGGGUUCACUGACUGUAAAAAUUAUCAUUUUGGAUGUCAACGAUAACUGUCCUAGCUUUAUUUCAUCUCCUGUUUCCUACAUCAGAGAGGAUUCAGUGGUAGGCUCUCUAGUGCAUCAUGUAACUGCACAGGAUCCAGACCAAGGAAAGAAUGGACAAGUCACAUAUCACCUUCUCUCAAGCAGUGAAGACCACGCAUUUGUACUAGACAAAACUACAGGGCUGCUAACAGUCACCCAUGCCUUGGAUCAUGAGUGCCAAGAAUCCUACAACUUGACCAUUCUGGCUCUUGAUGGUGGCACUCCAACUCUUUCUGCAACUCAGACUCUGACAGUAAUUGUUCUUGAUGUCAAUGAUGAAGAGCCAGUGUUCACAAAAGCUCUAUAUGAAGCUUCCAUCUGUGAAAAUGGAGAUCCAGGAGAAGUGGUCAUUAAAAUAGAAGCUGUAGAUAAAGAUUCAGGAACCAAUUCCCUGCUUCGAUAUGAAAUUUUGCCAGGACCUGGGUAUGAGAUGUUUCAGAUAAACUCAAUUACUGGAGAUAUUUCAACAGCCAUCUCUCUUGACAGGGAGACUCAAGAGAUCUUCACAAUUAGAGUUCUGGUUCGAGACAAUGGAAGCCCCGUUUUAUCUAGCACAGCAUCAGUUGUCUUCAGAGUGCUGGAUGAAAAUGACCACAUUCCUAAGUUCCUUCUUCCUGUUUCUGAGGUCCAAAUUCUGGAGAAUCAAGAGCCGUCAACAGUAUCCACUCUACUGGCUGUGGACAAGGAUGCUGCUAGUAAUGGAACUGUGCAAUAUCAAAUCAUUGGUGGAAACAUUAGAGGAUACUUCGCAUUGCACAAAACAUCAGGAGAACUUGUCACCACUUGUGGCUUAGACAGAGAGGCUGCCAGCAACUUCACCCUGAUUAUUGAAUGCUCGGACCUGGGCAAGCCCCCAAGAAGCUCCAUAAUCCAACUGCAAAUCACAGUCCUGGAUGAAAAUGACAACAGUCCAUUGUUUUCAAGGAACCACUAUCAAACCUUUGUGAGAGAGGAUCUUGGAGAAGGGUCAGCAGUUCUUGAACUGUUUGCUGUAGAUGCAGAUGAGGGUCCAAAUGGAGAGGUCACAUAUUCACUUAUUGAUGACGCCUUUGGAGCAUUUAAGAUUAAUAAGAUUACUGGUGCUGUCACUACUAGAAAACUUCUAGACCGGGAAAUAAAAUCCCAGUAUGUAUUUAGGGUCAUGGCAACAGACUCUGGCAUCCUGGGGUCAAGAAGCAGUAGUGUUAUCAUAAUGAUACACGUUGAGGAUGUCAAUGACAAUAGUCCUUUUUUUCUACAGAACCCUAUCAAAGCGUAUGUAUCUUCUCAAACAUCUGUAAAUCAGACAAUAGCUACUGUGAGAGCCAGUGACUUAGACCUAGGACUAAAUGGAGCUGUGAAAUUUAGGUUUGUGACACGUGAAACCAUGCUUCAGAUAGAUCCAAGCACAGGAGAAAUCUUUCUGCAAGAAUCUGUACCUCGCAAAGGUUUCAUUACCCACCACCUGAUAAUGGCUUCAGAUCAAGGGGUCCCAGCUAGAACGGCUACUGCUCUGUUAGCCGUUUAUUCUGAAGCAGAAACAGAAAUUCUUUCAUUCAGUCAUAAUCAAUAUGAAGCAACUGUGCCUGAAAACAGUGAAAUAGGCACCUCUGUUUUCACUGUAGCUGCUUAUGACCAUAGUUUGAUGGGAAAGAAUUUAAAACACACCAUCAUCAGUGAGCAUGAAGAUAUUUUCUCCAUCCACCCCAUCAUGGGCACAAUCACUGUAAAACAACCCAAGUUUCUUGACUAUGAAGUCAGGAAAAAGGUGCAUUUUGUGAUCUUGGCUGAAAAUGGCCUCAGUUCAGCAUUGUGUGAGAUGACAGUGUUGAUACAAGACAUGAAUGAUAAUGUACCUCAGUUUGAGCAAAGCUGUUCUGAAACAUCCGUGUGGGAAGGCCAGGUCAACAAUACAUACAUCUUGCAGAUCUAUGCAACAGACCCCGACAGUGGACUAAAUGGAGAAAUUGAAUAUUCCAUUAUAUCUGGCAAUACAAAUAAAGCAUUCCUCAUUGAUUCAGCACAAGGCAUUAUAUCAACCAAUACAGUCUUGGAUCGUGAAGACUUUUCAUCAUAUAGGUUGGUUGUGCAAGCUGUUGACAAAGGAACUCCCAGACUAUCUGCGACAAGCACAGUAGAAAUAAAAGUUGUGGAUGUCAAUGACAAUGCUCCAACUCUGCAGCCAUUAGGCUUUGUAGAGCUCCCAGAAAACACUCCACCCGGCUUCCUGGUGAAGCAAGUAUUGGCCGAUGAUGUGGACCUGGGCCCACCUCUUUGCUACAGUUUUGCUGAGGAUGGCAAUCCCGGAAUGAGAUUUGCAAUUGACCAAUACAGGGGAAUAAUCACAUUGGUGAAGGCAUUAGAUUUUGAAGAACUUGCUCAACUUGAACUCUUGAUCAAAGUCUCAGAUUCUGUGCAUGAAACCACAGAACAACUUCUAAUCCUUAUUUUGGAUGUCAAUGAUAAUUCACCAGUAUUUACUCAGGAUACAUAUCAGGUGAUGAUACCAGAACUUAUGUCAUUAGAUGCCCCAUUCUUGACGGUGUAUGCCAGAGAUAGGGAUUCAGAGCAUAAUGGAAAUAUAUCCUACAGAAUUAUUUCACCCACUGAUGUAUUUUUUGUUGAUCCGCAAAAUGGCACACUAUUCCUUGUUAAACCAGUGACAUACGAAGACAAGAAUCCAGUUAUUCAGCUCCUUAUAGAAGCCAGAGACAAUGGAGAUCCUCUUUUGACUGCUGUUACUUCAGUAGACAUACAGAUACAGGAUGUGAACAACUAUGCCCCUCAGUUUACAAUGCCAGUUUAUAAUCUCAGUGAACUUCCCCAUGCUGUUUACACCGAGAAUGUCUAAGAAUUAUUUGAGGUUGCAAGAUUGCCCCUUUUAAGUUUGCAAUUGCAGAUUUCCGUGGACCUCUUUGAAAAAUGGCACAGUGGCAGUUUUCUGUGACAGCAUUUGCAACAAUGAGAGCAGCCAGGACUUUCCCACUGUUGGUUACAGAAUGGCUUGUGCUCAUGGUUCUUUGCUUUCUAUAGCCACAAAGCGAUCCAGCUGCAUGUGUGGUUUUUUGGAUCGCAGCCAGGAUAUUUUGCUCUACUUCUGGCUUGUUACAGGAAGCAUGAAGGAUUAUCAUAGCUUUUAAAGAUCUGUUACACAAGUUCUUUCACACAGCAGAUUUUUCGUUCUUGAUAUGAAACAAUACCAAACCAAACAGACCAAAUGGACAGCAUUAAUUUAUGAACUGUUUGUACCAAAAAUGUAAGGUCAGUAGAAUAACCUGUGUAAUUGCAUAACAAAAUAAUGUAAUGGUAUUUUAAAUAUAAUUUUCAAAAUAUUUUUUCUACUGUGAAACCUUAGUUGUUAUUUGCUUGUUUUCCUACUGAAGCAAGGUACUCAAGCGUCAGAUGGCCCAAGGCUCCGGUUGUCUGAAUCUUUCCUGAGCCACCUGUACCAAAGUAAGCAAUAGGUCUGGGUCUAAAGAACUGGCCUAAGGAGGGCUUCAUUCUAUAGGACUCAUUCCCAGACUGAGAUACUAUUUUUAUAAUAUUAUAGUAGCUAUUGGGGUGUAAUUGUAGACCUUUUUGUUUUUCCGAGCUAUGGGCAGCUGUAGACUUGAGAUGGACAGUGAUCUCACCAAUGAUGUCUAGAAAGCUAUUCUGAAUACCACCAUUUGCUUUGGAUCUCCAGCAAAAAGAAGCCUUAAAAGUCUCUUGCUUGUACAGCUAAAUGGAGAAUAUUUGGAACUCUCUCAAACUGAUUCAACAUAUACUUCUGAAGAAUUAUUUCUGUACAUGUAGUUGAAAAAGUUAUCACAACGUAUGUUCACACAGUGAGCCCUGUCUAUUGCAUCACAUACCUUUUUGAAUCUGGAACUGAGACCCUCUCUGCCAUAUUAAGCACAACCCCACAACCAAAAGAAAAUAAAUUAUUCUAUACAGAA
This is a messenger RNA of Hemicordylus capensis (graceful crag lizard), 8755 nucleotides long. RefSeq names its product protocadherin-23-like. Gene Ontology annotation, cellular component: plasma membrane; catenin complex. The transcript has 21 exons. Bases 172 to 7668 code for a protein of 2498 amino acids. The record is from RefSeq and is a predicted model, not a curated record. Lineage: Eukaryota; Metazoa; Chordata; Lepidosauria; Squamata; Cordylidae. Gene Ontology annotation, molecular function: cadherin binding; calcium ion binding. Gene Ontology annotation, biological process: homophilic cell-cell adhesion.